AUGUCGGUUGGGAAUCACCGUCCCUCUGGUUGCUUUCAGUGUAAAGCACUUGGCCUGCGCUGCAUUGGAGAUCUCCCCCGCUGUACACGAUGCAGAACUCUGGAUUUGACGUGCGAGGAGUUUACGUUUGUGGAGGAACCCGUGGAGCAAGGAAUUAGCCUAGGCCGUAGAGGAACGUGGUCAAAACAACAGAGAAGUAUUCUAGAUCUACCCGCCUCUAAGCCCGCUCAUCGAGAGAUGGUAUCGCUGGACGAGUACAGUGGCCGGUGGGUAUUCCUUAAUCUCACUGUGAAGAAUUACCUCGAGGACACAGGCGAGGUAGACUAUGAUUCCGACAAUGAGGACACAGUCAUGCAGGACUUGUCUGGUGAAUCGGAUGAUGCGCUUCAACUACGCUCUGUCCUAAGCCAUCCGCUUUCCGAAUACUCCCAUUCUGAGAGUUAUCUGCUCCAAUACUUUAUUCAGAGUAUCGGGCCGGAUUGUUCGCUCAGCAGCAUUGACAACCCAUACAUCACUUUGCUGACACCACUUGCUUUCUGCCAUCCAGCUCUCCGGAAUGCCAUGGUGUCUGUAGCAGCUAAUCAGCUUCGCUUACUUGGUGAUGCCCGAUAUGCCAACGAGGCGGCACUUUACAAGAAUAGAGCGAUACAGGGAUUGCAGCAGGCAGUCGAGCUCCAGAAUAUAGAUGAUGGAAUAAUAGGCACUAUUCUGAUGUUGUGCUUUUACGAUAUAUCGGAUAAAUGCGAUUCAUCUUGGGUAAAACAUCUCGAAGCAGGUCUGGACCUCUUGGACUGCCUUCCUUGUAGUGCUUCGUCAAGCCAGGGGUUGCGAAGGUUUUUCCAAAUGUAUUUUGUCGCCCACGCUAUCAUGCGUCGGACGGCAUCGCCAGGAAUGAUGUAUGAAAAUGGGCGAUAUGGUUGGUCAGAAAACGAUAAUCUUGAUGAGAUUGAUACAAUAAUGGGCUGCUCACGGCGACUCAUGGGGAUGACCAAUGACAUUUCUGAUCUACCUUCCGAUGAGCAUAUGGUAAACGUACAUCUCCUCAGCUUUCAACUCAGCAAAUCGACACGCGUCUAA
Aspergillus niger is the source of this 1077-nucleotide messenger RNA. RefSeq lists its product as uncharacterized. The transcript has 5 exons. Bases 1 to 1077 code for a protein of 358 amino acids. Lineage: Eukaryota; Fungi; Ascomycota; Eurotiomycetes; Eurotiales; Aspergillaceae. Gene Ontology annotation, biological process: positive regulation of transcription by RNA polymerase II. The record is from RefSeq and is a predicted model, not a curated record. Gene Ontology annotation, cellular component: nucleus. Gene Ontology annotation, molecular function: DNA-binding transcription factor activity, RNA polymerase II-specific; zinc ion binding; transcription cis-regulatory region binding.